Messenger RNA from Drosophila kikkawai, 894 nucleotides. RefSeq lists its product as uncharacterized. The record is from RefSeq and is a predicted model, not a curated record. Lineage: Eukaryota; Metazoa; Arthropoda; Insecta; Diptera; Drosophilidae.
AUCCAUAUAACUAAUAUAUGUAUAUUUUUUUGUUGCAUAUGAUGAAAACCUUAAGCGUAAGGUUAUUAGUUUUCUAAUCAAAACAAUCCUAGCACUAGGUGUUUUUUUUUUUUUAAUAAAUAAAGUAUAAUAAUUAAAAUUUAAAUUAAAUAUUGAUAAACCUCUCCAACAUUCUUUCUUGAGUUUUUUUGUCGAUAAGUUUUCCUCCCUAUUCCAAUUGUAAAGCUUUAGCUGCUAAACCUAUUUUAGCUCGUUGCGAAAUGGCAAAGCUUCACCGAAAUUUAAACAAGUUGCAAGUAUAAAAGCGGGCCGGGGAAAGCACCAAAUUAAUUUCAAUUCAAGCCAUUCCACAAUGACAACCUCAACAUCUACCGAAGAAGCAAUAGCAACUCCCAACUCCGCAUAUGCAGACUUGGAAAUGCGACUUGAGACAUAUAUGCGAAGGGUUUUCUGCAUUUAUAAGCCAAAAACCGAAGCCAGAAAUGAGUACGAUUCCAAGGAUGUGGAGUAUUUCGGAAUUCUCAGUCUAACCGAUGUUCGAGCUCCCCGCCGGAAGCUGUGGUACAUGUACUAUGCGACAAUGGAUCAGUUGGACAACACAGUAGAUCGGAUCCACCGCAAAUAUGGCCAAAAGAAUAUGUACGAGCUGUUCCGAAAGCCAGUUUACACGGGAGCCGGUAUGCGAUCCCGGGUUAAGAAUCACUUUUCCGGCCUUAAAUGGUACGUCAAGGGAAAUAUCUUAGAAGCGCCUCCCAGUAGCUGUUACAAUGAUGAGAAGGUGGUAAACACAGUCGCGGAUCUGUAUGAGACCGAGAAACGGAAGUACUACGAUUACUUGAUGCUGAGAAAUGACCAUUUUAAGUCAUAUAAUUACAUAUAUAUAAAUGCAUAAUU